Molecule: messenger RNA, 378 nt
Organism: Fusarium redolens
Lineage: Eukaryota; Fungi; Ascomycota; Sordariomycetes; Hypocreales; Nectriaceae
Exons: 3
Coding region: 1-378 (125 amino acids)
Source: RefSeq, a predicted model, not a curated record
AUGAGAGUCAAUGGUCAGGUCACGGCACGACUGUGCAAGAGUGUCGGCAAGAGUGUCGAGGACAGCAAUACUUGGCAGGGGAUUGAUAAUACAAGGAAGUGGAAUGUGACACUGGGAACCGAAGAUGUCGAACAGUUCCUUAGCGAUCCUGAAGGCCAUUGCGAAAAGAUUCUGCAGUCACUGCUACGAGCGGCGCCAGAUUCUGUCAAGAACAUCGCUCAGCAGUUAUUCUCCGAGGAGUGUGAACAUCUGAAAAAGCAAUCAAGCGAAAGACCCCUCGGCGAUGGUGUACUGGCAAAGGAGUUAUUGACGAAAUGCAUGCGCCGCACUCUUCGGUCAGAGACGAGUGCAAGCGGCCCUGGGGUCUGGAUCGGUUAG